Molecule: messenger RNA, 1468 nt
Organism: Drosophila innubila
Lineage: Eukaryota; Metazoa; Arthropoda; Insecta; Diptera; Drosophilidae
Product: hexokinase type 2
Exons: 2
Coding region: 55-1419 (454 amino acids)
Biological process (GO): glucose 6-phosphate metabolic process; intracellular glucose homeostasis; glycolytic process
Cellular component (GO): cytosol; mitochondrion
Molecular function (GO): D-glucose binding; mannokinase activity; glucokinase activity
Source: RefSeq, a predicted model, not a curated record
AGUUAGUUGGUCGUUAGUUGUUACUCAUUAUUCAAAGCAAUCAGUCGGUUUAAAAUGAUAGACGUGGAGGUGCGAGAACUUAUGCAACCCUUUCUGCUAAGCGACUAUCAGGUGCAAGAGGUGUACAGUCGCUUCUGCAAUGAGAUCGGCAAGGGAUUAAAGCGUUCCACACAUGCACAGGCCAAUACCAAGUGCUUCCCGACCUAUGUCCACGAAUUGCCCACUGGCAAUGAGAUGGGAAAGUAUCUGGCACUCGAUUUGGGCGGUACCAAUUUCCGUGUGCUGCUCGUCACACUUAAGGGUCAUCACGAUGACACGGUGCAGUCACAGAUUUACGCAGUGCCCAAAGAUCUGAUGAUUGGACCGGGUGUGGAGCUAUUCGAUCACAUUGCCGAGUGUCUGGCCAAGUUUGUGGAUAAGCACGAGAUGCGCAAUGCCCAUCUACCUCUCGGAUUCACCUUCUCCUUUCCCUGUGUGCAGAUGGGCCUCAAGGAGGCGAUGCUAACCCGUUGGACCAAGGGAUUCGACUGUCCCGGGGUCGAGGGUGAGGAUGUGGGACGAAUGCUUCACGAGGCCAUUCAACGUCGAGGUGAUGCGGACAUUGCCGUGGUGGCCAUACUCAAUGACACCACGGGCACUCUCAUGUCCUGCGCCCAUCGGAAUCCCGAGUGCCGGGUGGGUGUCAUUGUGGGCACCGGUUGCAAUGCCUGCUAUCUGGAGGAUGUGCAGAACGUGGAACUCCUGGAGCACCAAUUUAGGCGGGGACAUCAACAGGUGAUUGUCAACAUUGAGUGGGGCGCCUUUGGAGAGAGUGGACAGUUGGAUUUCGUGCGCACCGAAUACGAUAAAGAGGUAGAUCGCAAAUCGAUCAAUUGCUCGGAGCAGCUCUUUGAGAAGAUGACAUCAGGAAUGUAUCUGGGAGAAUUGGUGCGUCUUGUUCUACUGCGCGCCAUUGAGCGGAACAUCAUCUUCAAGCUCAGCCCCAAAAGGAAGGAAUAUGUGGAGACCUUGCAGCACAAAGUCCACAUCUAUGAGACGAAACAUAUAUCGGAAGUUGAGAGCGACUCGUUUCCCGAAUUCCUAAACACACGACGCAUUAUAAAGCAACUGUUUGGACUGGAGAAAGCGACCGUUGAGGACUGUCAGAAGUUUAAAUACAUCUGCGAGUGUGUGUCCCGUCGAGCUGCCACAUUGGUGGCCAUUGGCAUCAGUGGGUUAAUCAACAGGAUCAAUGAUCGCAAAGUUGUCGUCGGUAUCGAUGGCUCUGUGUAUCGAUAUCAUCCGAAAUUCGAUGCUUACAUACGCGAAACGAUGCACAAGCUCGUGAAGUCCGACAAGCAAUUUGAUAUCAUGUUAUCCGAGGACGGAUCCGGACGUGGAGCAGCUCUGGUUGCCGCCGUAGCCAGCAAAACAAAAUGAAACUUGAUCAAUAACACUAGGCAACAAAUUUUGACUUUUUUCAUCUGAA